Pseudophryne corroboree (corroboree frog) is the source of this 4475-nucleotide messenger RNA. It is a transcript of the gene CFAP92, whose product is annotated as cilia and flagella associated protein 92 (putative). The transcript is spliced from 19 exons. NCBI's taxonomy places the organism in Eukaryota, Metazoa, Chordata, Amphibia, Anura, Myobatrachidae. The coding region runs from base 381 to 4043 and encodes 1220 amino acids. The record is from RefSeq and is a predicted model, not a curated record.
UACUGUGUGGUGCACGUAUCCUUCCGCUUCAUGGCCCAAGUUGUCCGGUGCUCAGUUUAGCUAUUGCGGAUUGCGUUACCAUACACUGGCCAUGUACUGGACAUGCCGGGUACUGUAUAUUCGGCAGAAGGAGUUGCGAGUGACUAAUUAUGUAUGCCCUGGUGUCACGGACUAUUUCUCGUCGCGCAUGUAUACAUGGUGUUUAUCACUGAUGAAAACUUACAUACACGGAGAAGAAGUUGGAGAGCAUCAGAUUUGUAAAGAAAUUGAUGGUGUUUGAUGUUGUGUGUUGAUUUGGUAUAUUUGGUGUGGCUACAAGGUGGAAGACCCCGACUAUAGUAACAGAAGGAAAAACAUCACAGGGCCUUAUUUUUGGUAAAAUGACUCUAGCACAAUCUGAAGAUUAUGAUGGCACAGUUCCUAUAGACACCAAAUCUAUUGUCACACACAAAAACAUUCCAAAUGAUGAAUUGUCAGACUAUGGGACUGGCGGAUCCUCUCCAGAUACAGAUGAUGUACAGAAUGAAGAAGAGAACCCGUGUGACGUCCGUUGUUUGGGUUUAAGGCAACAGGUUAAUGAGGCAGAUGGGGAUUCAACAAGAAAAGAUUUGCCGAAUGUGUCUCACACAGUAACUUGCACAGUCACAAUUGCUUUUGCCAUCCCAUCUAUACCCAAAAAAGAAGAAGAUGAUCCCAAACCUGCUCACAAUGGACAAACUGGCCAUAAGCACCACAACAAGCUGAUUGAGGCUCCUAAAGCACAGCAGUAUUUCCACUUUGAAUAUUUUCUACUCCCUGAGGACACAGAACCCACUAAAGUAGAUGUAGUCUUGUUUGGGGUUGUGGCUAAGCUGUACAUGGAGCAAGAGUCUCGGUUGUUAAAACCAUGGCAAGAAAAUGAUAAAACAUGGUUGAUAUGGAGCCACAGUGUUGAUCUCUGUGUUACAAAAGAAGUUUUAUUGAAAGCGUUAACACAUCGUAUACACAUGAAGGUAUGGGAUACAAAGGACAAAGUGUCAGCAAAAGCCAGAUUUGAUCGGCCAAAGGCGUUUCGAGUGCUGCAGGUGAAACAAGGAGAAGUGAAGCAGUUGGUUCUAAAUCAGAGAAAACUGUUUGGAGAUAGUCUUCCACGACCAAGUUUUAUUCUUCAGAAGAAUGGGGAUACUGUGUAUCAAGAGGAUAUCAAUACUCAGGCACUUAAAUGUACGAGUGAGACGUUACCAUCUGUCAGAUUCGCAGAACCUAUCUCAUCAAGCCCUAUGAAGGAAAAUCCAGUGAAAAAGUCAGAAAUACUUAAUACUGACUUAUUUUCCUUGAAUCGGAAAGAAAACCUGCCAGCAGGACGGAAGGAGAGGCAGAAAUCAUCAAGGAGCCAGAAAGAUGGAAAAGCUUAUUUACAGAAACAUCAAUUGGACACACAGUCUUCAAAAGUCAGGAAAUAUUCAGUAACAGAGAAGCAUGAAAAAGAUGCAAGUGCUCAAUUACUGCAAAGAGAACGGAAGUGUUUGACUUUGGAUGUUCGUUUCGUGCCACUUACUGCAGGAGACUUAUCAGUAACAGGUCGUCUACAGAAGUGCUCGGAUAAAAUAUUGGACGGUUAUAUGACUCUGGCCAUAGACUCCCCUCUAUUGUCAGAGCAACAGAGGCAGGAUCUCAAUCCAAUGGUUAUUCGUAUCCUGUCUGCUACAUCGCUUCCCACAGCGCCAACUCCAAUCAGUGUUUUACAGGAGAAAUGUGUGCCAGUGUACUGCAGAUACAGAUUCCAGGAUCAGCCUUUUCACCAGACGCACGAACAGACACAUGGAACUCAUGUUUUCUUUAGGGAUGUCAAUGUUGUUUUUGCAGGAACCAUAUGUCCCGGCAAGCUACAUGAGUUUCUUCUUGGGCCCCCAAUAGAGAUUGAGGUACAUGAUCGUGAUCAGAAAAUAGAAGAGGUUGUCAGUAAGCCGUCACUUUUUGGCAUGCAGCCUGAAGAUGAAAAACUAAGUAAUGUUGGUCUUGUGACUUCUAAAUGUACUGUGCAUAAUCCAUUCACAGAACGAGACAGAUUGUGGGAUCCUUAUGGGAUUGCAAAGAUAAGCUUGUCUGAACUGGCCUAUGGUGCAACAUAUUUAAAUGUUUGUGUUCCAAUUCACAGUUGUGAGAGACAAGAUCCUACUGGGUGUCACUCUGAUAGCAAAAAUGGCAAAAUAGUUGGCGUUAUAGGGUCAGUGGAUGGCCCCCAGGAUUCACCCCUCCCAGUAGGACACUAUUUGGAUGCCCAAUCACAACUCAAAAUAAGAGUAGACCUGGCAGUUCCACUUCCUUCAGAGGCGGAGUCUCCCGAAUGUCCCUUUGGGCGCAUUGUCUACAUCUUAGAUUAUAAGAACAAUCAAUUAUUUCAUGAUGUUAUUACAAAAAUUACUGAAGUCAACUCAAGAGCUCUCGGCUUGGAUCCUAACUCAGUGAAUAUCGCUUUGGAUGCUCUUUCCAAAUUUGGUUUAUCAGAUGAUCAGAAAGAUGACAUUUCCCUGAAUGUUAUAACUGGAGUUCAUAUUAUGGAUGGAGCAAUUCAUCUAUUUAUUUUAGAAGGAUUGAAGCAAGAAGCUAUUAAGGAGCUUUGGGAAACCAUACCAAUUAGGCCAUCAGGAGACCAGGGAAAGUUAGAGGUUCUGUACAACUCAGAAAUGGCAUUUCAUGAGCGCUUAUACAAAGAUCUUGGAGUUUUGGUGUGUCACAUCAGUCUGCAUAAGCCUUUGUCCUUUUUUUUGAAUCAGCCACUUCUCUACAUCAGGGAUAUGGUUCCUCUACUGUGUUUUCAGGCUUUGUCAAGGUUAGACUAUAUCUGCAGUGCCAAAAAAUUACGAGACAUCAUCCAUAGCGACUUGUUGCCCUCAGUAGAAAUGAUACAACUUCUGAGUCGGGAAUUUGGGCGUCCGUUUAACAUUGGAGAUUUGUUAGCUGACACUGAGAACUCGUUCAAUAAAACAGGGGUUACUUCAGAAAAGGAAGUGAAGAGAUGCCGCUUGCACAGCCCGCUAGACAACUUCAACGGACAAUACUUUCAGUGGAAGUACGGGAUGAGCAUGAGACACAAGGACAAAAAUUACAUUCAGAAAAAUGUUGAGAAAGUUAAUCAAAUGAGCAUAAUGGUGAGAAAACCUAAAGUGGAGUAUGUGGAGGUCAGUCCUGUGGAUAGAAUGCUUAUUCACAACUACAGUACUCAGACAUUCAAUUCCACAGAACUGGCACAAAGGAUUUUACGACAGAAAAUGGCAGAGAAACCUAACCACAGAUAUACAUACUCUCAAGACUACCAAUCCGCCACUGUGAGUCCAGUGAACAUUGAACAGGAAUUGAAGGACAGGGCUGUAAAGUCUAGAGAGGAAUGGAUGGCACCAAAUGGAUUCCUGUAUCCAGGAUUCAAAAGCAGUAUUGAUGCCAACAAACAUCCCCAAAAGCCAGAUGAUUCCCGGAUACUGGAGUUAACAAAGGUCUGGAAGGAAAAUAUCCUUCACGCCAACACCCUGCAGCCCACCCUCUCCAGGGACCGCUGGAGCUGGGCAGAGCGCUCCAUUGACUUUGACCUGUACAGGAAGUCCCCAGUGAGGUGUUCUCUGUCAGCCCAAGUUACUGUCCCCAUUACAGAUGAUAGUUUGCAGGGAGAAUAUAGGGCUGUGCUUCGGACAGCGGAGACAAAGCAGAACAUGCAGUUCCUCCGUUGUUUGCCACAGACAGAGCUAAUCUCACAGGGACCUCAAGCAAGUAACCAACAAAGCAAACUAAAAGGCCUAUUAAAAGAUAAAGGAUCCAAACUGGCUCUGCGAAAGGCUGGGCUAGCACUGAAAGUUUGUGAUCCAGUGUCACAAUGGCAAAGCGGCUGGCUGAGUGCCGGGGCGUCACUUCCGCAUCAUAUGGUGCACAGCAGGAUGCCAGGCAGGAAGUUCGGCUGGCGGGGCCAUGGCGUACGCCGGUGGGGAGAUUCAAUGAGGGAAAUCAAGAAGCUAAUAAGGAAGAAACAGUAUCACUGGCCGAACACGACAGGAGAAUGCCACAAAAAUUGAAUCCAAAUGAGAGGAGCCGAAAACGCUGAAAUAAUUAAUCAAUCCAUGUCGGAGAUCUUUUUUGAAGUAGUCACUCAAUGCCUGAGUUUCAGGGAGAGAAAGGAACCUUGCCAGAUCAGUUGGACAUUACCCCGUGGGAAUGAGGUGAUAAAGCUCUGUCCGGCAUUUACUAAAGACAUCAUGGAAGCACUGCUUUUGUGAUGGAAUUGUGUGGUCAACAUCGCAGAGGCAGAGGGCAGUGUCUGAGAAGGAUGAAUCUUAUGGAGUCAGCAUCCCAACCAAGAGGGACUGCAGAAGAGAACUGGCAGAAUGGAACAGUCCAAGUGUGGAGAAUGUAGCUAUAACCAGGGUAGACUGGUUCCAUUACUGCCCUUAUAUCCACCAUCUCAGCAAAUUGGUAUAUACUAUAAUAAAGCAUACACUGUACAUCCA